Colletotrichum aenigma is the source of this 1617-nucleotide messenger RNA. It is a transcript of the gene nxt3, whose product is annotated as putative G3BP-like protein. Gene Ontology annotation, molecular function: mRNA binding. The transcript has 4 exons. Gene Ontology annotation, cellular component: ribonucleoprotein complex; Ubp3-Bre5 deubiquitination complex; cytosol. NCBI's taxonomy places the organism in Eukaryota, Fungi, Ascomycota, Sordariomycetes, Glomerellales, Glomerellaceae. Bases 1 to 1617 code for a protein of 538 amino acids. Gene Ontology annotation, biological process: protein deubiquitination; ribophagy. The record is from RefSeq and is a predicted model, not a curated record.
AUGGCAACCAACGGUAACUACACCUAUCCGGACCAGUUCAAGGACGCUGUCGAACAAACAUCUCCAGGCCCCACCGCUACGAACGAUGCCGCCGCAUCGGCCGGUAACAACAACAACCUUAGCAAGGAUGAGGUUGGCUGGUACUUCGUAGAGCAGUACUACACCACUCUGAGCAAGAACCCGGAUAAGCUUCACCUGUUCUAUGGAAAGCGCUCCCAAUUCGUUUACGGAAUGGAGGCUGAGGUCGCGAAUGUUUCCGUCGGCAGACAAGCUAUCCAGGAGAGAAUCAAGUCCCUCGACUUCCAGAACAGCAAGGUCCGAAUCACGAACGUCGACUCCCAAGCCUCCUUCGACAACAUCGUCAUCCAGGUCAUCGGUGAGAGCUCCAUCAAGUCCGCGGAGCCCAAGAAGUUUGUUCAGACCUUUGUCCUUGCCCCUCAACCGUCCGGCUACUUCGUCGUCAACGACAUCCUGAGGUACAUCAACGACGAGGACGAGGAGGAGGCCGUCGCUGAGGCCGAGGCCCAGCCCGAGGAGCAGGCUGCGGCUGAGGAGGUUGUCGAGGCUGCUAAGCCUGAGGAGCCCGUCGUCGAGCAGACCCCUGAGGAGGCUCCCGCUCCCGCCAUUGACCCCAGCGUCGUCGACAAGAGACUGGAGGAGGUCGCGGUUCCCCAGGAUGCCGCUUCCUCCAACGGCGAUGUCGAGGCCCCUGCCCCCGAGCCUGUCAAGGCCCCCGAGACCAAGGUCGAGGAGCCCACCGUCGAUCCUGAGGUUACCGCGAAGGAGAUUGCUGAGGAGGAUAUCAAGAUGCCCGAGAAGCCCGCCGACCCCUCACCUACCCCUGUCGCGGCGCCCAGCAAGCCGCCCGCUGCCGAGGCCGAGAAGCCUGCUCCCGCUCCCGCUCCCGUCCCCAUGAAGCCCAUGUCUUGGGCCAGCCGUGCCGCUGCUGCCGUCGGACCCAAGGCCGCCGUUCCUCUCCCCAAGACUGCCACUCCUCCUGCUCCUGCUCAGGCCAAGGCUCCCGCCCCUGCUGCUGCUGCUGCCGCCGCCCCCGCCACGAAGGAGCCCGCCGCUGCCCCCGCCGCUAAGGAGCCCGAGGCGCCCGCCGCGAAGGAGUCCUCUCCCUCUGCCGAGUGGCAGUCUGUCGGCGCCGACUCCAAGCGCCAGAACCGCCCUCAGUCCAUCUCCCAGGCCCCCGCCGACAACGGUACGUUGGGUUACGUCAAGUACGUCACCGACAAGGUCAAGGCGGAGGACCUGCGUGCGGCCUUGAACAACCACGGUGAGCUGACUUACUUCGACAUCAACCGUCAGAAGAACUGCGCCUUCGUGGAGUUCGCCACCCCUGCCGGCUACCAGGCUGCCGCUGCUGCCAACCCCCACAUCGUCAACGGCGAGAACAUCGUUGUCGAGCCCCGCCGCCCCAAGGCUACCGCCUACGGUGGCGCCAACUACUCUGCAGGUGGUCGCGGCAACGCCACCGGCGGCCGUGGCCGUGGUGGCUUCGAGGGCAACCGCUCCGGCAGCCAGGGCAACGCCCGUGGAAACUUCACCGGAGGCCAGGCUCGUGGCCGCGGCAGCGUCCGUGGCCGUGGAGCUUCCCAGGCCACUGCUUAA